AUGGCCGGCAAUUUCCGGUCAUUUCAAGACCUUGUGUAUGAGAUAGAGCAGGAGUAUGAAGAGGAGCUAGCAAGGCUCCGACAGGAGAACGACUGGAUGCGACAGCGGCUGGGUUUUGCCAAGGACGAAGCACUCAACCAGGAGAAGGUUCUUGGUCGGAUGGCGGCAAGAGAAGUCCGAAUUGAGGAUCCAGAGCCUGCAGAAGCCGCCAUGGACUGCUCCCAAGCCAUUUCCCAAGGUUCUGCAGAUUCUGGUUUGAAGCUGGCACCUAUCGUGGUGAAUGGAGGCAUUGUAGAGGCCAAGGAGUUCACCUUUGAGACGAAUGCUUUGUGGCAGAAGAGUGCGGUGAAGCUAUCGGCCUGGGAAACCAGUGUGACAGCUGACCUCAACCAUGACCUCCACAAGGUUGCCCUCACAGGUGUAGCGGAUCUUGGCACAGGUCGCCCCACAAGGUACAGACUGAUGAGGAAGCUACAGCUUCCAAUGAGCCCAAAUGCUCCUAUUCGUCUCUCGUGGGAUGUUGCCAGUAUGAUCCUCAUCAGUUAUGACGUUUGGUGGAUUCCACUGCAAUGCUUUGAUCCUGCGGAAGAUUUCUUCACCACCAUGAUGGGCUGGAUCUCCUUGGUGUUCUGGACACUGGACAUGUUUGCCACAUUGAUGGUGGGCUACUUUGACGAUGGUGAGCUCAUUUUGUCGCCAAAGAAGAUAGCUUGCCGGUAUUUAAAAACAUGGUUUCUGCCGGACCUCAUUGUCGUACUUCCGGAUUGGUUCACUCGCCUUGUGAACACGGAAGGCGGUGAUGGUCUAGCGACAGCUGCACGGAUGAUUAAAGGGUUCCGGGCGAUCCGAAUUCUUAGACUUCUUCGACUGCUGAAGCUCCAGCGCUUGAUGAACAUGGUCUAUGACCUCAUAGAUAGUGAGUACAUGUUCAUUGUGUUUACUAUGAUCAGACUGAUUGUCGCAAUCACGGUGCUGAAUCACGUCAUUGCCUGCAUUUGGUACUUAGUUGGCUACCUGACCAUGCAAGCUGGAAUGCCAAACUGGCUGGAAGAUACAGGACUCCGCAACGUCUAUACGUCGGAGUUUGCAUGGAAGUACUUGACUUCCCUUCAUUGGAGCCUCACCCAGUUUACACCGGCUUCAAUGGAUGUCAGUGCCCGCAAUGAGUAUGAGCGAAUCAUGUCUAUCCUUGUCUUAUUCUUCUCAUUGGUGGCGUUUUCUUCGAUUGUAGGAAGUGUGACCAACUCGAUGACGGCCUUGCGGAAUAUGAGCGGAGACAGCAAGAAGCAAUUCUGGUUGCUGCGACGCUUUCUCAAUCACAAAAAGAUAGGGAAGACUACGUCUGCAAGAAUCAUCCGCUUUUUGGAGCACCAGACUGCGAACCAGCAGGGUGAUGUGAACCCGAGUUCAAUCACCAUCCUUGCCCUUCUUUCCGAGCCUUUAAAGAAUUUGUUGGCCUAUGAGCUGAGCAAGAAGCAUGUGGAACUUCAUCCAUUCUUUUCCCACCUCGAGCAGGAAAUGAGCCCCAUCCUCGUCAAGCUUUGCGAUACAGUUCUUCGAACGAUUGACCUAGCUAGCGAGGAUAUUGUGUUUCAUCCUGGAGAAGAAGGGGAGAAGAUGUACUUCGUCAAAUGCGGGAACUUGGAGUACACGCUGCCAAAUGGUGAGGUCUUGAAGCCUCGGCUGCGGGAAAAGGCCUGGCUGGCGGAGGCAGUCCUUUGGACCACGUGGUGGCAUCGUGGCGAGUUCAAGGCCGUCACCCCUUCGGAACUGGCCAUUCUCCGACCAGGACCAUUUGCAGAGGUGAUGAAAGUUCAUCCUCGGCCGUGGAGCUACUGCCGACGAUAUGCAGAGGUCUUUGUGAAGCAUCUGAACCAGAUCAAUCACAAGCUGCUCACCGAUGUCAUUGUCAAUGCGGACCUCCUGGAAAGCCAAGUGUGGAGCUGUGACAGAGACUUUGACGAAGCGAGCCGAUCGAUACCACCAGCAGCACUGGUGUGGUCUCCUGACAAAGAAGUUGACAGAAAAGAAGAGGAAGAAGUUGACGAUGAUCCUACAGUACCAGACGAGCGUGGACCGGAUGAGCAUUGCAGGAUCUCGGGAGAUUGA
Molecule: messenger RNA, 2109 nt
Organism: Effrenium voratum
Lineage: Eukaryota; Dinophyceae; Suessiales; Symbiodiniaceae
Source: the annotation of a GenBank genome assembly